Rotaria sp. Silwood2 is the source of this 1047-nucleotide messenger RNA. Lineage: Eukaryota; Metazoa; Rotifera; Eurotatoria; Philodinida; Philodinidae. The record is from the annotation of a GenBank genome assembly.
AUGGGUUCGUCAAACAGAAAAAUGCAAGUCCUUAUCAAUUUAAAUAAAAUCUUAAAUCUUAAUGACUUCAAUGAAAUCAAACGAAUGGAAGCUGAAUUUGAAAAAAAUGGUUGGUGUUUUGUUUUAUUAACAACUGAACUCAUUCCAGACAAGGAAUUAGUGAAAGAAAUAUCGACAUUUUUUUCAUCCAAUAGUGGUAAGGAUAGAUAUUCGCAAUAUAUACCUGUAUAUGGAUAUUCGAAAAUAGAUCAUAAAGAAGGAAUAAAAUUACUAACUGGAAGUUAUUUUAAUAGAUUUGCAAAUAAAGGCUUAGUACCAAGAACACUUGUUGAACCACUAAAUUAUCUUUCGCAAGCAUUAGAUGCUACUACAAAACGUUUGAUUGAAGUUCUUGAUCAACAUUAUAUAUUUCAAAAGAAACCAUCUAUAUCAACUCUUAUCGAACAAGCAAGUCUUCCAUUACAGAAGGAACAUUUUGGUAUGCUUGAUAUUGUAUCUUAUUUCAAUAAGAAAAGUGGAUUUCAACCACCUGAAAAUGGACAAACAACUGAAGAAGUUAAUUGUGUUCCACAUUAUGAUCCAGGUUUAUUAUCAAUUAGUAUUUUAUCAACAUUUGAAGGACUUCAGUUGAAAAAUAUGAUAACUAAUGAAUGGAUAUAUGGACCAUUAAAGUCAAAUAUAGGAGUUGUUUGGUUAGGAGAAGCAGCAUCUCGAAUAACAGAAAAUCGACUUAAACCAGGUAUUCAUCGAGUUGUUUAUCCUCGAAAAUCAAAACGACGACUUACAAUUUGGUAUGAGUUAUGCACAAUUGAACAGUUGAAAAGUAUAAGUGCCGAAAAGAAGGAUGAAUUGAUGCAAGAAGGAACCGUAAUUUUUAAAAAUCUUCCUGGAUCAAAUCCAAUAGCUAUUCGACGUGGCGAGAAACAACUCGAUUUUUUAAAACGAAUUGAAGAGGCUUAUGGUUUAUCUUCGAGUAAAAUGGGUCCACCAUUUUAUCGUCUAGAAAAACAUAAUAUUUCAUAUCCAAUAGAACAUUUAAAAAGUUAA